GCAGAUGAGGUUACACAACGGCCGCUCGUUUCACUGAAAGCACCGUCUGGUUCCCGAGGAGCACCGCGAAUCGCCGGUAACGAGAUGGACGCUGCGGAGGCGGCAGGGAUGGCGGAGCUGGAGGGGCUGGAGUUUGGGAAGUCGGACUUUGUGCUGCUGGAUGAGGUGACGAUGGAGCAGUUCAUGGAGAACCUGAAGCUGAGGUUCGAGAAGGGCCGGAUCUACACCUACAUCGGGGAAGUGGUCGUGUCCGUCAACCCAUACAGACAGAUGGAUAUCUACGGCAAAGACGCCAUCGACGCGUACCGCGGCCGGGAGCUGUACGAAAACCCGCCGCACCUGUACGCCGUGUCCGACGCCGCCUACAAGGCCAUGAAGAGGCGGGCCAAAGACACCUGCAUCGUCAUCUCAGGUGAGAGCGGUGCAGGAAAGACAGAAGCCAGUAAAUACAUCAUGCAGUACAUCGCAGCCAUCACAAACCCCAGCCAGAGGGCAGAGGUCGAGAGCGUGAAAAACGUUCUGCUGAAGUCCAACUGCGUUCUGGAGGCCUUCGGGAACGCCAAGACGAACCGCAACGACAACUCCAGCCGCUUCGGGAAGUACAUGGACAUCAACUUUAACUUCAACGGCGACCCGACCGGAGGACACAUCAACAACUACCUGCUGGAGAAGUCCAGGGUGGUGCAGCAGCAGGAGGGGGAGAGGAACUUCCACUCUUUCUACCAGCUGCUGCGCGGAGGCUGCGAGGAAACCCUGAAGUCGCUUCACCUGCAGAAUGACGCUGCACUUUACACGUACACCAGAGAGGGCGCUGCAGCUGCUACUUCCAACAACGAUCGCUCGAGCCACAAAGCGGUGAUGAGCGCCCUGGAAGUGAUCGGCUUCUCUAAAGAAGAGAUCACCUCCAUCUACCGGAUCCUCGCUGCCAUUUUACUUUUGGGUAACGUGGAGUUUGGGAGCGAAGGCGAAAGCGUUCAGAUCCUGGGUCAGGAUACGGUGAACCACAUCUCGGAGCUGACCACCACAGAUCCCGAAUCCGUUGCCAAGGGCCUGCUUUUCCGAACCGUGGCAACUGGCGGCGGUGAGGUCAUCGAGAAAGGUCACACGGAGAAGGACGCCUGCUUCGGCCGGGACGCCUUCGCCAAGGCGCUUUAUGAAAGGCUUUUCGGCUGGAUCGUGAGCCGCAUCAACAGCAUCAUCGAGGUGAAAAACUACAACCCAGUGCUUCAUGGGAAAAACACAGUCAUAGGUGUGCUGGACAUCUACGGCUUUGAGAUCUUUGACAACAACAGCUUCGAGCAGUUCUGCAUCAACUACUGCAACGAGAAGCUGCAGCAGCUUUUCAUCGAGCUGAUCCUCCAGCAGGAACAGGAAGAAUAUCAGAGGGAAGGAAUCACCUGGCAGCAUAUCGAUUACUUCAACAACCAGAUCAUCGUUGACCUGGUGGAGCAGCAGCACAAAGGAAUCCUGUCCAUCCUGGACGAAGCUUGUCUCACUGUGGGAAAAGUGACGGACACGGUCUGCCUGGACAGCAUGGACACCAAGCUGGCUCAGCAUCCUCACUACACGUCCCGCAAGCUCAGCCCCACGGAUAAAACCAUGGACUUCCAGAAACAUUUCCGCAUCCGCCACUACGCCGGAGACGUCACAUAUUCUGUUGAGGGUUUUCUGGAUAAAAACAAGGACCUCCUCUUCCAGGACUUCAAGCGUCUCAUGUACAACAGUUCGAAUCCAGUCCUGAAGGAAAUGUGGCCAGAUGGUCAGCUGAGCAUCACAGAGGUCACCAAGCGACCUUUGACCGCUGCGACACUUUUCAAAAACUCCAUCGUGGCUUUGGUCGAUAAGUUGGCCUGCAAGGAGCCGUACUACGUGCGAUGCAUAAAACCCAACGAGAUGAAGUCUCCGGUGCUGUUCGACGACGCGCGCUGCCAGCACCAGGUGGCGUACCUGGGUCUGCUGGAGAACGUGAUGGUCCGCCGGGCCGGCUUCGCCUACAGGCAGCAGUACCCUCGCUUCCUGCAGCGGUAAGGCGGCUGCAGCGCUGCGUGAGGUCGGACCGUCGGCUCCUCCUUCCUCUGGGAGGAAGCUUUAACUUGUAAUAGAGGG
Messenger RNA from Poecilia latipinna (sailfin molly), 2106 nucleotides. RefSeq names its product unconventional myosin-Id-like. The transcript is spliced from 16 exons. Lineage: Eukaryota; Metazoa; Chordata; Actinopteri; Cyprinodontiformes; Poeciliidae. The coding region runs from base 85 to 2028 and encodes 647 amino acids. The record is from RefSeq and is a predicted model, not a curated record. Gene Ontology annotation, molecular function: microfilament motor activity; ATP binding; actin filament binding. Gene Ontology annotation, cellular component: microvillus; myosin complex; cytoplasm. Gene Ontology annotation, biological process: actin filament-based movement; actin filament organization; endocytosis.